AUGACUUUGUUUUCUUUCCUACCUUUUUCAGGAUCCCUCAGCUCGCCUCUGGGAGCUGUUGGGUUCUAUCUCGGACUGGGUGUAGUACUGAGCAUUCUCUACCUCUUCGCAGUUAUUAUUUAUAACGUUUACUUUCAUCCGUUGGCAAAGUUCCCCGGUCCGAAGUCGUUCGCGGCUACACGAAUUCCUUAUUUCCAGGCUUUACUCGGUGGCCGAAUCGGCCAAUCUAUCAAGGACCUACACGAAAAGUAUGGAGAAGUAGUCCGCAUCGCUCCCAACGAACUAUCCUUCAUCGACGGUGAGGCCUGGAAGACAAUAUACGGCACUCGACCCGGACACAAGCAGAAGCCCAAAGACGUCCGUUACUAUCCACCCACAGCAGGCGGAGUUCCCAGCAUCGUCCUCUCCAACGAUGAAGACCACACUCGCUUCCGACGGACGUUGUCUCACGCAUUCUCCGAGACCUCGUUGCGUGCCCAGGAGCCGCUAGUCAACGGUUACAUCGACCUUUUGAUCCAGCGUCUGCACGAGCACUGCGAUGCCGGUAGCAAACCCCUCGACAUGGUUUCAUGGUACAACUUUACAACCUUCGAUAUCAUCGGGGAUCUGGCGUUUGGUGAACCGUUCAACUGUCUGCAGAACUCGGCGUAUCAUAAAUGGGUCUCCAUGAUCUUCAGUAAUAUCCGAUACGGCACGUAUGGAAACGUUGCGAGACGCUUUCCCGGUUCCAAAUAUCUGCUUCGUCUCAUUACCCCUACGCGCAUAGCGAAUGGGAGGAAUUGGCAUAUUGAACUCACCAAGGAGAAGGUCAAGGGUCGACUCGACAAGUCAAACGACCGGAUGGAUUUCUUCGGACAUAUCCUGAAACAGAAGGAUACUGAACGGGCAAUGAGUUUCGAGGAGAUGGUUACCAACGGUAGCACACUGAUUGUUGCUGGCUCUGAAACUACGGCGACCUUACUCUCGGCUGUUACUUACUAUCUUGUGAAGAAUGAGCGGGUUCUGCGUAAGCUGCAGCAGGAAAUCAGGGCGUCGUUUGCGAGUGAAAAGGAUAUCACUGUCACUGCUUGCAAUCAACUCGAAUACCUCAAUGCCGUGUUGACAGAGGCACUCCGGAUCUUCCCGCCUGCUCCUACCGGACUACCCAGAAUUGUCGAUAGAGAGGGUGAUAUGAUCGCUGGGAAAUGGGUUCCCGGAGGGACCAUCGUAUCCAUCCCACACCUCGCCGCCUUCCACUCAGCAUCAAACUUCACAGAGCCAGAAUCCUUCAUCCCAGAGCGUUUCCUUGGAGAUUCUCGCUUUGCCAAUGAUAGUAAAACAGUGUUGCAACCGUUUAGCUUCGGGCCCCGGAACUGCAUUGGACGCAAUUUGGCUAACGCUGAGAUGCGUCUUAUUCUGAGUCGUGUGCUGUACAGUUUUGACUUGGAAUUGGAUGAGAGGAGUGAGAAUUGGAAUCGGCAGGAAACGUACAUUCUUUGGAAUAAGCCGUGUCUUUAUAUUAGGCUGCGCCCUAGGGCUGGGAUGUAA
Aspergillus caelatus is the source of this 1527-nucleotide messenger RNA. RefSeq names its product cytochrome P450. Lineage: Eukaryota; Fungi; Ascomycota; Eurotiomycetes; Eurotiales; Aspergillaceae. Gene Ontology annotation, molecular function: heme binding; iron ion binding; monooxygenase activity. Bases 1 to 1527 code for a protein of 508 amino acids. The record is from RefSeq and is a predicted model, not a curated record. The transcript has 4 exons.